UGUUUCGGACGCGCGUGGUCGCCAGCGGCGCCGGGAGCGGGUCGGGAUCGGGGUCGGGGUCGGGACUGAGAUCGAGCUCCGGUCCGGGAUGUUCCGCAUCGAGGGGCUGGGGCCCAAGAUGGACCCGGAGGAGCUCAGGCGGAAGAUGCGCCGAGACGUCCUCGCCUCCGUCCGCAACUUCCUCAUCUACGUCGCGCUGCUGCGGAUCACUCCCUUCAUCCUGAAGAAGCUGGACAGUAUAUGACCCCUCCGGGCCCGGCGCACGAACUCGCGGGAUGAACUGCAGCUGCUCUCCCCUGGGUGCUAAUGAAACGUGGUGUCAGAGGCAGACAGCCAGCGCCAAAUGGUUCCAAAACGUCUCACUUCAGCACGUCCAGCCAGGAGUGUCCGCCGGGCUGGCAGCAUGGGCAGGGACCUGGGGUCCCUGCAGGUGAAUCCUGGCCGUGCAACGCUCCGUGGUGUGGGUCAAGCGGUGACUCGUGACACAACAUUCCGUAUGCUGUGUGAACAAAGCUCUUGUCCAUCCCGCACCCGCUGUCACGUGCUGGCAGCCAUGUGCCGUGGCUGCCCACCUCACCCACCUACCUGUCUGUGUGCAACGUCCAGUCUCCCCUGCAUCCAGCUCACAAACAGUUCGAUUUGAAAUAAAUGGGAGAGCAGUUGUGUCA
Hirundo rustica (Barn swallow) is the source of this 668-nucleotide messenger RNA. RefSeq names its product translocase of outer mitochondrial membrane 5 (gene TOMM5). The record is from RefSeq and is a predicted model, not a curated record. The transcript is spliced from 2 exons. Gene Ontology annotation, cellular component: mitochondrial outer membrane translocase complex. Bases 89 to 244 code for a protein of 51 amino acids. Lineage: Eukaryota; Metazoa; Chordata; Aves; Passeriformes; Hirundinidae.